AUGCCCAGCCGGCAGAAGAAGGUCGUGUUCUCGCUUGGUGGAGCGCUGAGUUUCGGCACGGUGCUGCUCGUGGCGGCGGCGAUGGGAACCCGCUGGUGGGUGAAUGCCAGCGUGCUGUGCCAAACCGGCGCCCAGCUGGUGAACGCCACCGGCUCCGAGCUGGAUAAAUUUAUGGGCACCGUGAGCUACGGGCUCUUCCACGGCCAGAGGCUGAAGCAGUGCGGCCUGGGAGGGAGACCACUCUCCUUCUCCUUUUUUCCUGACCUGGUGGAUGUGAUCCCAGCCAGUCUUCACGUGAGCGUGAUUUUCUUCUGUGCUGUGCUCAUCCUCUUCUCUUCCAUAUGUUGUGCCUUCUUCACGUACAAUGCCUUUGGUAAUCCGUACGAGACCCUGCAUGGGCCGCUGGGCCUCUAUCUGUGGAACAUGAUCAGCUGUCUGUGCAGCUGUCUGGUCCUGAUCCUCUAUGCAGCAGAAGUCAAACUGCACCGCCUGUCUGAGAGCAUUGCUAACUACAAAGAGGGCAGCUUCGUCUACAAGACACGCAGUGAGAAGUUUGACCGCUCCUUCUGGCUCAUAUUCUUGGUCUUUCUUGUGCACUGCCUUAACAUCUUACUGAUCCGCCUGGCGGGGGUCCAGUUUCCUUUCCAGGGGGCCAAAGAGUCUGAUGCCACCACGGGCGCAGCUGAUCUCAUGUACUGA
Colossoma macropomum (tambaqui) is the source of this 699-nucleotide messenger RNA. It is a transcript of the gene clrn1, whose product is annotated as clarin 1. Bases 1 to 699 code for a protein of 232 amino acids. The transcript has 3 exons. Gene Ontology annotation, biological process: equilibrioception; sensory perception of sound. The record is from RefSeq and is a predicted model, not a curated record. NCBI's taxonomy places the organism in Eukaryota, Metazoa, Chordata, Actinopteri, Characiformes, Serrasalmidae.